This is a messenger RNA of Amyelois transitella, 1869 nucleotides long. RefSeq names its product luciferin 4-monooxygenase. Gene Ontology annotation, molecular function: long-chain fatty acid-CoA ligase activity. The record is from RefSeq and is a predicted model, not a curated record. Lineage: Eukaryota; Metazoa; Arthropoda; Insecta; Lepidoptera; Pyralidae. The transcript has 11 exons. Gene Ontology annotation, biological process: long-chain fatty acid metabolic process; fatty-acyl-CoA biosynthetic process. The coding region runs from base 107 to 1738 and encodes 543 amino acids.
UAUCUUAUCAUUAACGAAACAUAUUCCACGGCGGGCAGUCGCGUCUCUCGUGAUAAAUUUUAAAAUUUUCCUUUAAGGUAUUAGAAAUAUAAGAGUACCUACAAAUAUGGUGGAUAGUGAUAUUGUUGAAGCGUCCAAAGCGGAGGACUAUCAUGUGGGACAUUUAUUUUUGGCGGUUAUGAAGAAGAAUCCGGAUGGACUCAAUCAGAUAGACGCCGCCACAGGAGAGAAAGAGACAAACGCAUCAGUACUCAGUAGGUCUGUUCGCUUGGCCAAAUGCCUGCGAAGACUGGGCCUACAGCCUGGAGACGUCUUGGCUUUGGGCGGUCCCAAUCAUAUCAAUUUACACAUUCCUUACUAUGCGGCAAUGCUUAACGGAUUACCGCUGGUUGGGGCCGAUCACACUUAUAAAUAUGAUGAAGUUCACGCACUUUUCAAACAGACUGAACCAAAAAUAGCGUUUUGUCAAUAUGAGAAGUCUGAAAUUUUUGAGAGAGCCGCGAAAACUUUAAACUUAGACACAAAAAUAGUAACUUUUGAUAAAGGCAAUUGCACAAUGGAGAAAUUCAUGGAUUCUUACGAUGAAGAUGGCUCUUUGGAAGGGUUUGAACCUGCCAGUUUCGACCUGGACAAAAUAUAUUUGUGGCUGAUAGGCACGGGCGGCACCACGGGGCGGUCCAAGAUAGCAGCCUUCAAACAUAGACCCUGGGUGGAGAAGGCCGUGCAGUACUUGCAAAUGGUCAGACUGCUUCAGGCGAAGCUUCAAAAACCAGAAAGUGACAACCAAAAUAAAACCUGGGCAGAUAACACGGCAUUAAAUCUAUCCCCGAUUCACUGGAUAUCCGGCUUCUUCAACCCGAUCGCCAUGGCUAUGUCUGGAAAUUGCAAAAUACAGACAUCAGCCGAACAAACUGCCGAGCAUGUCAUUGAUAUCAUUAAUACGUAUAAGCCCACAAAUAUGCUGAUGGGACCAUCUCUGAUGACGUCCAUACUCAACCACGAGAAGCAGUGUGACUUCAGUUGCUGCAAUAUAAUUACUUUGACCGGGGGACAGGUUUAUAAGGAUAUACUGGUUAGGUUGAAGAAACGUGUGAGAGAAGACACAUUAAUUUUCGUGGCUUACGGGCAAACAGAAACUUUGGGACCCUGUUUGAGUCCACUCCCAUUCGGACCUCUAGGCAACUGCGGGAAACCUAUGUCAAAUAUGCAGAUAAGGUUAGUAGACCCAGAAACAGGGAAGGAUAUAACGGAACCGAAUACUCCAGGCGAGCUGUGGACUAAGGGACCGUGUUUUACAGAGUACUACAACUCCCCAGAGGAGACUGCGCAGGCGUUUACAGAAGACGGCUGGUACAAGACCGGGGACAUAUUGUUUAGAGACGACAAUAACUUUUAUUUCUUUGUCGAGAGGCUCAAGAUGCUCAUCAAAUAUAGGAAUCAACACGUGCUACCAGUAGAACUGGAAGAAGUGAUCCGCUCGCACCCAGACGUGUUCGACGUGGGCGUAACCAGCAUCCCCUCGGAGCAAGACGGGGAGCAUCCCGUGGCUUGCGUGGUGACCCGCCCCGGCAGCCACGUCACUGCUCAGCAAAUACAUACUCUAGUCGCUGACAAGCUGUCGGAGAGCAAGCAGCUGCGCGGCGGCGUGGUGUUCCUGCGGGAGCUGCCGCUCACCUCCACCGGCAAGCUGGCGCGCGCCGCGCUGCGCAAGCUCGUGCUCGAUUGUGAGAGAUUAUGAAUGGCAAAUCAUUAUUAAAUAAAGUGAACAGUAUUGAUGAUGAGAUUUGAAAUCAUUUCUUGAAGGUAUUAUGUAAUUUUAAUCAAUAAUGUAAAUUCCUUAUUUUGUAAAUAAAUAUAUUUUUAUACAAA